CUGGAUAACAGUAAAGUUUUGCAGCAGUUGCAGUUCGAAAGGCUCCGCUUCACUGAGGAGAAUGAACGCGCACGGAGGUCGUUGGAACACAAAAAGCUGGAGCUUGAGGCUCAGCGUUUGGAUCUCAUUCGGCAGGGGAAAAUAACGUCACCUGGUGCAGCAGGUCAUAAGCUCGAUAUAGCGACUAGUCUACACUUGCUUCCUCGCUUUAAUGAAAAAGACGUCGAUACAUUUUUUCUUCUGUUUGAGCGUGUGGCUGAUACACAGGACUGGCCUGGUUCACACCGUGCGCUUCUGCUCCAGAGCCGUCUCACAGGAAAGGCACAGCGGGCUUUCUCUGCCUUAACUGUGGAAGAGGCCCGUGAUUACGACCUGGUGAAAGCUUCGGUGUUGCGGGCAUACGAAUUAAUUCCGGAGGCGUAUCGUCAACGCUUUAGGAAUAUGCGGCGACUUUCGGACCAGACGAACGUUGAGUUUGCAAGGGAGUUGCGUCUGCAAUGUCAGCGAUGGUGUGUUGCUUGUAAGGUUGAGUCUUAUGAGGAGUUGAUAGAUUUAAUUGUCCUCGAGCAAUUCAAGAACACAUUGCCAGAGCGUGUUGCAACGUACGUUGCGGAGAAGCAGGCAACUAGUGAGUCUGUCGCUGCGGUGUUGGUAGAUGAGUACGAGUUGACUCACAAAGCUCAUAUGCGCUCAUCUAACGUCCGCAAGGUUGAUUUUUCUACCAAUAGAAGCGUGAACGUUGGUGCACAGUCACAUCAGUCUUCUGGAGUAGAUCGCUCGAGUAGAUCUGACGCGGAUCAGGGUUGCCGGUACUGUCAUGCAACUGGUCAUUCAAAGUGGACAUGUCCAGUGCUAAAAGUUAAAUCAAAAGAGCGUUUUUUUGAGGUGAAGCCGGACAUGUUGGCAGUAUCUCCUUCAGACUCGAGUGUUGAUUCGUUGCAGCCUACUGGAGUGAAUUCUAGUUACGCUCCGUUCGUUUCCAGUGGUUUUGUUUCUUUAAAAGACGGUGAUGAUUUAGUUCCAGUUAAAAUUCUCCGUGACACAGGAGCGUCAGAGUCGUUCAUUAUGGAGUCUGUUUUGCCAUUUUCUCCCACUUCAAGUUCUGGAAGAUCUCUUUUAGUUCGGGGAAUUGACCUCACUACUUUUGAAGUUCCAUUACAUAGAGUCAAGUUGUUUUCUGAGUUGGUUGAGGGGGAGCUUGAGUUGGGAAUUCGCCCUGCCCUCCCUGUUGAUGAUGUCCACGUGAUUCUUGGGAAUAAUUACGCGGGAGGAGCUGUUUGGCGGAGUAAUCCUGUGUCUGUAGUAUCUUCUUCUCCUCAGCUGAGAGCGGAGACUGCUGAUUCGGAGCAGUUCCCUGACGUGUUUGCAGCUUGUGCCGUGACCCGCUCAGCUACUCGUGCUGCGGCGGACGCCGUGCAGCUCAAGAGCCCAGAUGACAACUUUUUGGACAAAGUGGAAAACGCCUACCAGGAAAAGGGGUUUUAGUUGGAGAUGGGUUCGGAAAUUUAGUUGUUUUGUAAUUGGUGUCUUUUGAUACUCUGCAAGCUCCUUCUUAAGGGGGGGGGUGUUACGGCCACAUUGGCCUUUCGGUUGUCUUGGUUGUGUGCUACGUGUUUUGUCUGCCUUUACUCUAAUAGGCCUGGACCCGCAUGUUCCAGGAUGGGGGUGUGCCCGCGUACGGGGUGUGUCCCCGUGUACAGGAAAAAAGGGGGCCUGGCCUGGAGAGACGAAGAGCGGGAGCGGGAGAUUUUGAUUUGUGCUUUGCACCAUGAAUGUUCUUAUCUGUUAU
Molecule: messenger RNA, 1789 nt
Organism: Gadus chalcogrammus (walleye pollock)
Lineage: Eukaryota; Metazoa; Chordata; Actinopteri; Gadiformes; Gadidae
Exons: 2
Coding region: 442-1485 (347 amino acids)
Molecular function (GO): zinc ion binding; nucleic acid binding
Source: RefSeq, a predicted model, not a curated record